Mercenaria mercenaria is the source of this 2003-nucleotide messenger RNA. RefSeq names its product beta-1,3-galactosyl-O-glycosyl-glycoprotein beta-1,6-N-acetylglucosaminyltransferase-like. The coding region runs from base 12 to 1376 and encodes 454 amino acids. The transcript is spliced from 2 exons. Gene Ontology annotation, cellular component: membrane. Gene Ontology annotation, molecular function: acetylglucosaminyltransferase activity. Lineage: Eukaryota; Metazoa; Mollusca; Bivalvia; Venerida; Veneridae. The record is from RefSeq and is a predicted model, not a curated record.
UUUGUCUCGAGAUGAAGCGAAGGUUCCUCCACAAAGAGUCUUUGCUUCUGUUGUUCAUCGUUUGCAUACUUGUUUACAUUUCUGGAAAUUUCUUCGUCGUAAAUGGUGGAUCAGAGGGACUGAAUUUAUUUUUGAACUUGCGCGAAUAUUCGUACAAUGUGCAUAUACCCUUGAAGUUACCAUUGUUUAAGAGAUCUCCUAAAAGGCUUGUUCGAGAUGUUGACUGUGUCGCAAUCUUAAACGGUGACAAGUUAGAAAUAAAAAAGGCGAACAAACUGAUGAAAACUGGAAAUAAAUCGCAAAAACUCAUUACAGACAGAGAAUAUAUUCAGCUUACAGCAGAUUGUGACAGUUUUAAAAGAACGAGAAGCUAUGAUAAUUAUUUUUCAUCGAGGGAAGAAGUUGAACUUCCAAUCGCGUACAGCAUUUUGCUUUAUAAAGACGUUGAACAGGCUGAGAGAUUACUACGCGCGAUUUAUACACCACAGAACUACUUUUGUUUGCACGUUGAUGCAGAUUCUAAACAAGAAGUACACGAUGCUAUUCAGGGAAUUGCAAAUUGUUUUAAUAAUGUUUUUGUUGUUUCUAGAAAGGAAUACGUGGUCUACGCGGGUUUUACGCGGUUACAAGCAGACAUAAACUGUAUGGAGAAUUUGUUACAACAUGGAAAAGAUUGGGAAUACUUUAUAAAUUUGCCGAGUCAAGAAUAUCCAUUAAAAACGAACAAAGAAAUUGUAAAAAUUCUGAGAAUUUAUAACGGAGCAAAUGAUAUCGAAGGCUUGACCAGUAAUCGGAUGUUGGAAUAUAGAUAUAAACAUCGGUUUAUUUAUAGACAUGUUAAUAAUAAGAUCAAACCAAGAGCAUUUAUAUCUAAGCAAGCAAAAGACAAACCGCCAUAUAAUAUUACUGUUGUAAAAGGAAGUGCUUAUGGUAUUUUCAGUCGGAAAUUUGUUCAUUUUAUAGUAAAUAAUAAAAUUGCACGAGAAUUAUUAGACUGGUUCAGGGAUGUUCUCAGUCCCGAUGAGUAUUAUUGGGCGACCUUGAACUUCAACCAUCAUAUUGGAACACCAGGGUCGUAUUACAAAGGAAAGCCUGAUGAUAAACCAUGGCUGGCAACAUUUGUAAAAUGGGGCAGGGAAGGCUCGUGCCACGGAAAAUUCGUGCGUGAUGUAUGUGUGUUUGGGGUUGGUGACUUGCAGGCUCUCACAAAGAAACAUCAUCUUUUUGCAAAUAAAUUUCAUAUAAAUUACCAAAGGUAUGCUUUAGACUGUAUGGAAGAAUGGCACUAUAACAGAACUGCAGAAGGAGAUUUAAAAUCUUUAAACAUUUCAUAUUAUGAAUCACUUCCGUUUAUAAAGAGAGAUAAAGGGAGAUAACACAGACUGAAAAAAGAAUGAUAGAGGAAUGUACAUGAAAUUAAAAUGCUUAUAUACGUGAACUGGUGUCUGACUCACUUAAAGCACCUUUGCAUGUACAUAUUUUGAAAGCAGCAGUUCAAACUAUUGUGGUUUGAAUCUUCAUAUUACGUUGGUAUCGCCGCAGCUAUAGGGCUGUGUCAUGCAAAAGGUCUGAGAGUUUAUUUACAUUUAUAUGUGAACUCAAACACAUAACCCGGUAUACUCGACGCCUAAAAGGAAACUGUGCACAGUUCAGAGGUUGUUAGUUGGAAAAGAGGCCAACAUGAAUAAUCGGACAUUUAUUUUUUAAUGACAAUAUUUAAAAUAUAUGCAUUCUUGUUGUAAUGUUGUGAUUAAAUUACAGAAAUAUUGAUUAUUCCACGUGUUAAUUCAGUACUGUUUGCAAUAGACAACAAUUACGGUACACGAGAGCUGUUUAGUUUCUUUACUUCUGAAUAUUAUCAAAUAUUUCGAUGUCGGUGAAUAAAUACUGAUGCAAUUGUCUUCCAUAGAUACAAAUGUAUAGUACUAGAGAGCAUCCAAUGAUGCAAUUAAUAGUCCUACCUUGCAUUCAUCUAUACACUUGUAAGGCACAUAUUAAAAGGA